AUGAUGGUAUUUCUGGUGAAUUGCAAAAGUUUCUAUUCUGAUAAUGAUGAUGAUAGUUUUGAACGACGCGACAACGUUGUGCAAUCGUUAUUACGAAGACGAUUACAAAAGCGCGGAGAGUGUGGUGGUGAUGAUGAUGACCUUCUCAAAGUUGGAAAACCCUGUCAUCAUCAUUUUGAGUGUUGCAGCGCUUACUGUGCUCGUACUUGUAAACCUUGUGGUAAUGUCGCUCAUUGUUUAGAUUGCAAUCGUAAAGAUAUCAGUGGUCCCACUUGCUCUCUUUCACCUAGCGACGAGUGA
Molecule: messenger RNA, 300 nt
Organism: Adineta ricciae
Lineage: Eukaryota; Metazoa; Rotifera; Eurotatoria; Adinetida; Adinetidae
Source: the annotation of a GenBank genome assembly